AUGUUGGACCGAGUGGCAGCAGACUCGGAUAUGCAUGCGUAUCCUUUCAAGAAGAGAAACGGAUACGCUCAAUUGAAACCCGACUACUCCAAGACUCAGAGACUCGGUGCCCACGAUUCGGUCGCUUUCCGCUUGCGCUUGCUUCGGUUCGUUCAGCAGUUACUGGGCCCGAUCCAACCCCGGAAUCCUUAG
Molecule: messenger RNA, 192 nt
Organism: Fomitiporia mediterranea MF3/22
Lineage: Eukaryota; Fungi; Basidiomycota; Agaricomycetes; Hymenochaetales; Hymenochaetaceae
Exons: 2
Coding region: 1-192 (63 amino acids)
Source: RefSeq, a predicted model, not a curated record